Syzygium oleosum is the source of this 1634-nucleotide messenger RNA. RefSeq lists its product as uncharacterized. NCBI's taxonomy places the organism in Eukaryota, Viridiplantae, Streptophyta, Magnoliopsida, Myrtales, Myrtaceae. Bases 210 to 1226 code for a protein of 338 amino acids. The transcript has 3 exons. Gene Ontology annotation, biological process: male meiosis II. The record is from RefSeq and is a predicted model, not a curated record.
UCUCUCUCUCUCUCUCUCUCUCUCUCUCUCUCUCUCUCUUCCCUCAAAUCAAAUGCCCUUCAACACCCACCCACAGAACGCACACGGUCUCUCCCUGCCCCUGUUUCCUUCAUGGGCCAUCUCUAUUUGAGACAAACUCCUCUUCCAUGAAGAUCUUCUAGCCUUGAAGAGAGACACACUCGCCCCUGCAGAACCCACCCCCACCAUUGAUGGGGUGCUUUCUUGCGUGUUUCGGGCUCUCCAAGAAGCGGGGGCGGAGAAGAAAGCCAAUCCAUUCUGGAGACCAAGUUGGUCAUGGGAAGUAUGAGCCUCUGGAUAACUCAUCCCAACUAGAUCUGGAAAUUGGUCAGGACUCCAGCACCUCGACUUCUUCCUUGAGCAAAAAACAAUCUAGUGCGAAGACCCGAAAGAAAGUCCGGUUCAACUUGAAUGUCCAGACCUAUGAGCCCAUCCCGAAUGCGGAUGCUUAUUUCUCGGAAAGUGAUAAAGAGGAAGAUAAGAGAAAACCCAACGAUGAAACAUCCCGGUUAGAUCGAUCCCCAACAGUACUUAACGAGGGUUCGAUUGCUAAAACAGGUGCUCGCUAUUCGGAGAACUAUAGGUAUCAGAACUGCAGAGACAGCUCUGAUGAGGAGGAGGAAUUGCUCUACGAUGAUGAUGAUUUCGAACUCGAAGAUGAGGACGAUGAUAUAGGCAGUGAUGACGAUAUCGAUUUUUAUGGCAAUAUGCAGGAUUCUAGAACGAGUCAGAAGCAAAUUCCCCUGCAAUUCAAUUCUUCGGUGUCUUCGAGUAUGAAAGAGCAAGUUUCUCUGUGGCGGUCAGAUUUGGACAAAACUGAAAACCUGAUAUCCCAUCAUUCCAUGAGUGUCCUAGAAACAAAAACUCUGAGCACAAGUGAAAAUGCUCGAUGUAGGACUCAAUACGUGGAUUCUGUACUAAACCCGGUCGAAAAUCUUAUGCAGUGGAAAAGAGUCAAGGCGAAGGCCACGCAGGUUAAGCACCAUCACAAGGAGAAUGUAGUGUUGGAGAAACAAUUUAGCGCGCCAUUUUCACCGAAUGCUAGAUCUAGUCCCUCAGCUUCCUCAUUGGGAUCCAAUUCAGUUGCUUCUAAACCUUUUGGCGCGGUGAACACGAGCCUUUCUAACUGGUUGGUCUCGUCCAACACUGUUCCAUCCGAGAAUGCACCUGUCAGUAAGAGCAGCACCAUCUUAUUUAAGACCGUAUGAUCGGAGCAAAAGCAUGUUUUAUUGAGCUGAUUUCAGUCAUCAACAGAUGGGAUCAAGAUGAAUUUCAUGUGAACCAAAGGAACGAUAAGGAAUAAGCUGAUGAAACACUGGUCUGCUGUAAUAAAGCAAUGCACAUGGCAAUACAAUUUCACAACAUUGUGAUCAGGAUUUUCAUCCGUCAUCCUGGAUAAAGACAGUAACCUUCAGUCACAUACAUGCCGUUAUCCAAUAUUUUGUGUGUUUUGAGUUAUAUUCUUUGCCUCUUACAGGCAAUGAUUGUUUCUGCUCUCUGCUUCUUGUUUGUGAGAGAGAAUUGGACUUUUUUUCCCUUAGUGUAUUUGGAGGUGCUUGACUACUUCUGGUUGUUAUUUUGUUGGUGAUGAUCAUAUAUUGUUCGAUUGUCUUGAA